This is a messenger RNA of Brettanomyces nanus, 483 nucleotides long. RefSeq names its product H(+)-transporting V0 sector ATPase subunit c (gene VMA3). Gene Ontology annotation, cellular component: proton-transporting V-type ATPase, V0 domain. The coding region runs from base 1 to 483 and encodes 160 amino acids. The record is from RefSeq and is a predicted model, not a curated record. NCBI's taxonomy places the organism in Eukaryota, Fungi, Ascomycota, Pichiomycetes, Pichiales, Pichiaceae. The transcript has a single exon. Gene Ontology annotation, biological process: proton transmembrane transport. Gene Ontology annotation, molecular function: proton-transporting ATPase activity, rotational mechanism.
AUGUCUGAUCUUUGUCCCGUCUACGCUCCAUUCUUUGGCUCCUUAGGAUGCGCCUCCGCAAUCAUCUUUACCUGCUUCGGUGCUGCUUACGGUACUGCCAAGUCAGGUAUCGGUAUCUGUGCUACUUGUGUCUUGAGACCGGAUUUGAUGAUUAAGAACACUGUGCCAGUCAUUAUGGCUGGUAUUAUUGCCAUUUAUGGAUUGGUGGUGUCUGUGUUGAUUUCCUCGUCUUUGAAACAAGAGCAGGCUCUAUAUACUGGUUUCAUUCAGUUAGGUGCUGGAUUGGCCGUUGGUUUGUCUGGUUUGGCUGCUGGUUUCGCCAUUGGUAUUGUCGGUGAUGCAGGUGUCAGAGGUACUGCCCAACAGCCAAGAUUAUUCGUCGGUAUGAUUUUGAUUUUGAUUUUCGCUGAAGUGUUGGGCUUGUAUGGUUUGAUUGUCGCCUUGUUGAUGAACUCUAGAGCCACACAGGAUGUUGUCUGUUAA